This is a messenger RNA of Malus domestica (apple), 1463 nucleotides long. RefSeq lists its product as uncharacterized. NCBI's taxonomy places the organism in Eukaryota, Viridiplantae, Streptophyta, Magnoliopsida, Rosales, Rosaceae. The record is from RefSeq and is a predicted model, not a curated record.
CAGUUCCUCAAGUGCUGCCUCAAACUUUUGGCCAUAUUUUGCCUCUAAUUCCUUCUCUUCCUAUUCCGUCUUAUUUUCUGAUUCUUCCAUUGAGCACCGCCACCGACGGCAAUGCGUAAAUUUGCAGCCGAUUUUAUUUGAGAUCAGUGCAUGCAAUAACUGUAUGGAUUUUCUCAAAAAAGCCAAGGUGGUACGAUUUCGAAGCCACCAAAACAAAUACCUAUUAGCCGAUGACGAUCAAGUGUCGGUGUGGCAGAACCGCGAGGGAACGUUGCAGAACGCGCGGUGGACGGUGGAGUUAAUUAGCGAUAAUCCAAAUGCAUUGCGAUUGAAGAGCUGUUUCGGGAAAUACUUAACGGCGUUAAGCACGCCGUUCAUUCUAGGGAUCAAAUGCAACAAGGUCCUGCAAACCACGCCAAAGACGUUGGAUCCGAUAGUGGAAUGGGAGCCGGUAAGAGACGGGUUCAAGUGGAAGAUGAAGACGGCGAACGGGCAAUUCUUGCGUGCAAGCGGGUGUAACGUGCCGCCUUGGAAAGACACGAUCACGCACGACAAUCCGUGUAGAGGUGUGAUGAGAGAUUGGGUUCUGUGGGAUGUGGAAGUUGUGGAGAUUCGUGAACAACAAGAACAAGAACAAAGGAACGUUGAUAAUGUUAAUGAUAGUGCUAGUUGUUAUAGUACUACUGCAACACAAGAUCCAACAGAACCGGAUCCACCGUCUGUUUCGCGGUCGGAAUCUUCACAAACACAGCCAGACUCUCCAGCCGGCGUUGAUCUUUCUUCACCCAAAGAUCAUAUAUCGGAUUCGGAUAAAAAAAAUACAUAACAUGACGUUGGAGUUUGGGGUUAUUAAUUAGGAAAUAUGAUAUGUAUGCAAGAAAAUUAGGGUUGUACUUGUAUGAUUUGUAUGAAUGAUCAGAUGAUCUUCUAUCUACAAAAUAGACUAAGUUAUAUAUUUACACACACGCAACACAUAGAAGACUUCUCUCUCUCUCUCUCUCGCCUAACCCUAGAGCAAAAUACACAGAACUAUUCCCAAGCCGUCGGCCCUGCCUUUGGCUUGGGGUCGGUGGCAAGUUGUCAACCCACCUUUUUCCCUCCCCAUCCCCUCGUCGUUCCCUUUACUUGUGAGCUUUUGUGUUAUAAGGUUCCUUUCUGAGCUUUUGUCUCAGCGUUUUCCCUGAUCUCCGUCUCAGAUCUCCCCUUCCUCCACUCGCUUUUGCCUUAGAUUUCAAAAUCCUUAACUCUGAAGUUCGUUUCUUUCCGGCCCAUGCACCAUGAUUCUCAUCAAGCAUCACUCCAAUGUCCACCCUUCCCACUUGGCUUAGUUUCUCCAUCCUCACUCGUUAAAGUCCUCUCCUCUCCCUCGGUCCAACAUCAACCCAUGUCUGCAACUACUCAUCUUAAACGCGAGUUGACGCGUAUUUCUCGGUAAGUGUGUAGAGUUUCAGCUCGGAUGUUGC